CUUCGCACUAUCGCACAGUCGAUGGACCAGCCAAAACAAAGAACUGCGUAAAACCAAUUUUGUGCAAGUGAAAAACGAUUUUUUCGGGUGAAAAUUCAUUGUAAACAUUGUGAAGUUGUCAGCAAACGAUAUUGAAAUAGCAGUGCAACAAUGCUAGACUUGGAAGUGGUUCCGGAACGAUCGCUCGGAUGCGAUAAUUGGGAGUUUAUUCUCGGCAUGCAUUUUUCCCAAGCUGUGGCAAUCAUACAGUCUCAGGUGGGAAUCAUCAAAGGAGUGCAAGUGUUGUACUCUGAUACGACCCCACUCAACGUGGACAUCAUCAUUAAUCUGCCGCAGGAUGGUAUCCGUCUUAUCUUCGAUCCGGUUCAGCAGCGCUUGAAAGCGAUCGAAGUGUUCAACAUGAAGCUGGUCAAGCUGAAGUACUAUGGUCUUCCGUUCAACUCGCCUGAAGUUGUUCCGUCUAUUGAGGAAAUUGAACAUUCCUUCGGUGCUACUCACCCGGGAGUGUACGACGCUUCCAAGCAACUGUUUGCGCUGCAUUUUCGUGGUUUGAGCUUUUACUUUCCAGUGGACAGUAAACUACAACCGGGGUACGCCCAUGGGUUGGGUUCGUUGCAUUUCCCUAGCGGUGCAUCCCCGAUCGUAUCCAAAAUGGCUCUCUAUUGCGGUGGAAGCGUUGCCGAAAGCCGACCCCCGCCAUUGCCGUUGUCUUGCUACAAUCAACAGUUGUAUUUGGAAUCGGCUACUGUACUAAGGAAUUCUUCCGGAACACGCGGAAUUCGGCUGCAGCUCUAUACGGAAGGAUCGCCGCGUGCACUGGAACCUAGAAAGCAAUGUAUGACCCGUGAGGUCAUGUUUGGCGAUAGCUGCCAGGACGUGGCCAGCAAUCUGGGUGCUCCAUCCAGAGUGUUCUUCAAGAGCGAGGAUAAGAUGAAAAUACAUUCACCAAGCGCACAUCGCCGAGUGCAGUCGAAGCGUAGUGAUUUCUUCUUCAACUAUUUCACCCUCGGGAUCGACGUCCUGUUCGAUGCCAGAACGCAGCGCGCGAAGAAGAUUAUUUUGCACACCAACUACCCGGGUCAUUAUAACUUCAAUAUGUAUCACCGUUGCGAGUUCAAUCUUCAGUUGGCACCAGACAAGGUCACUGAGGACACUCCACUGGAUUCGCCGGUGAACAUAGCGGCGUACUCGAAGUGGGACACCAUUUCGUCCCGUUUGGCUCCGGCCGAGCGCCCGGUUGUGUUGCACCGUGCGGGCUCAACCAACACGGCCAACGUGUUCGGAUCGACCUUCUGCUAUGGCUAUCAGGACAUCAUUUUCGAGGUGAUGCCGAACAAUUACAUCGCUUCGGUUACGCUGUACCAUCCGGCGCCGUACUCGAACGAGUACGCGUUCGGCAGCGGAAGCAAUGCCAGCAGCGUUAGCAACAGUACCCGAAAUCUGCUGCAGGACAGCAACAAAAGCAACAUCCGGGUCAGCGCAUGACCGGCUAGCAGCUUCAAUCAACUGAUCCUGGACGGAAGUUAUCUAAGCUGUGUUAACUAGAUCAGGUACGCGUACGUGAGCUGACAGUCUUUCUCUUAACGUGCAUGCAAAUAUAACUUUGCUGGGUUGGCAGGUGAAAAUUGGAUUGCGAUCAUCAAAAGUGGUUGACUGUCUUUCCCUCUGUCUAAGCUGGUAAGUCUAUAUUUUUUUACUAUGUUUAGACCAUUAUAUUAAUAUGAUUGGCAAUCGAACGCAUGUGUCGAAUGUUCCAAAUUUUUCUCUUGAUAUGUACGCGCAUAUUUCAUGUGUAGCACUUCUCAAUAACAGUAGCAUUAUAACCUAUUUAUAAAAAUAAAAAAAAGCAUAAGCGCAAAAAAAGUUAAAACAAGUAUUUAAAUUACUGUCAUUGCGACAGUAGUGUAAGAAAAAAAAAGUAUAAAUGUGAUUCAAAAUUCUUUUAUUUUUAAAAGAAAGCAAAAAUAUAUUACUCAAUAAAGUUCGAACUAAGCUGAA
Molecule: messenger RNA, 1998 nt
Organism: Ochlerotatus camptorhynchus
Lineage: Eukaryota; Metazoa; Arthropoda; Insecta; Diptera; Culicidae
Product: PHAF1 protein CG7083
Exons: 5
Coding region: 151-1485 (444 amino acids)
Biological process (GO): Golgi to plasma membrane protein transport
Cellular component (GO): trans-Golgi network
Source: RefSeq, a predicted model, not a curated record